AUGCUUCCUCGAAUCCGAAUUUUUGCCCUCCCUGCAGCUUUACUUGCACUACUGGCAAUCUUUCCUCACCAGAUACAUAGCGAGGAGCUUCGGUGGCCCUACAAUCUGCCUUCAUAUGUCAAGUACUAUCCAGAAGAAGAGGUCUUCGUCAAGAGAGACGAGUCUCUUCAGCAACAGCUGCGGCAGCAUUCAGUGGUGGGUGUGAAGAAGAUGAGCGAUGAUGAGGGAGAGAAGUUCUACCUCGACUACUGGACAUUUGGGCCGAUGGGCAGUAAUGACGUGCUGGAAGACAGCAGUCGUGGAAAGCGAGGCCGUGACGAAGAAGGACGAGACACGCGUGGGCUCAAUGGCACCAUCAGUGAAAAGGCUAUGCCACCCUUCCUUCUCCACUCGACCAGCAACAGCAUGGUUGCAGGCAACAUGCUGUCACGAUAUAUACGCUUCCCAAUCUCACAACGAUCUAGCUUCUAUCGCCGGGACUUUCAAUGUCCAAGCGGAACCUCGAACUGCGCAUCCAUCAGCCGCCCAAACAUCUGCUGCGCCGAAGGUCAAACUUGUCAAUUGGUACAAGACACAGGACUGGGGGACGUGGGUUGUUGUGCAGCAGGGGAGACUUGUGGAGGAUCCUUGUCGGAAUGCGCAUCUGGCUACACGGAUUGUCCGAAUCAUCCAGGCGGCGGUUGCUGUAUUCCAGGAUAUGCUUGCGUAAGCGGUGGGUGCCUCCUCAGCUCUACAGCAACCGUUGUUGUUGUUCCCUCAACCCUUUCCACGCAGUCGUCAUCUUUGACGACACAACCUCCUAGUUCUUCUACAGCCAUCAGGUCAUCCUCGCCGACAUCGACUGAUGUUGUUGCUCCUCCCACAACAUCACAAACGCCUUUGCCCUCCACUACGCAGAGUCCGAGUGAAAUCUCCCCAACUACCGCCACAACAUCUACUACUCCCAGUACAACAGUCUGCUCAUCAGGCUUCCGAUUCUGCCCAGCAUCUCUUGGUGGGGGCUGUUGUCCUACAGAUCGAGCUUGUGGGCGAGAUGUUUGUCCAGAAUUAUCCUCGACGGCAACUAUAGGUGCUCCAGUACGGCCUACGUCCGAUGUACCAACCACGGAUACCGGAGCCUCGAUAACAGGAUGUCCUACGGGCUUCUAUGCUUGUAGCGCGUUUUACCAGGGAGGAUGCUGUCGCUUGGGGAGAGAUUGUGCGCCCACUUCGUGCCCGACCAGCGCCACCACAACCUUGAUCGAUGCAAAUAGCGUAACCAUCGUCGCGACGAUAUCAAGCGGUCUUUCGGCAAAUACAAUCUUGACUGGAGCAUGUGCAACUGGGUGGUCUAGCUGUGCAGCCAGCGAUGGAGGAGGAUGUUGUCCGACAGGAUAUGCGUGUGGGAGCAGCUGCACUGCCACUGCGACAGUGUCUAGUUUGCAAGCUUCUCAAGUGGGGAAGCUCGCACCUAAUGGAGCUGUUCGUGGGACUGCAAGGUACAUGAUGCAGUCUGCUUCCGGACCUCAACGGGCUUCUCAGCGGCGCAACGCAACUAUCGACCAGACACCCGGCCAGCAAGUCCCUAGCAUGGCCUCCAAUACAGUCACGAACGCAACACCACGGACGUCUUCAGGCUCGUCAAGAUCACAGACGUCGCGGGGUGCGAACCAGCCUGAUAAGCAAAUGUCCCAGAUCGAAAAGAGCGUGACCCAUCUCCUGGUGGCAACGAAACAACUGUUGGAGACUCUGACCCAAUGGUCCCGUGGUCAAGCGCAGGAAGAGGAAGUCUCAGACGUGUACGUUCGACUGGGCUACGAAUUCAAUCUAGCCUGUAGAGCAUUCAGUUCAAUCGGUGUUGAGACUUCAGACCUUGGGCCAGUGCCGGAUCUGUUACGGUCCAUAUUAGAGGACACUCUUAGCCAGCCAGCUUCGCCUCAAAGCUUGGACAACUUCUUACCACGCAUCCGAGAUAUCAUUAUUAACCUUCUUCAUGGCCUCAAAAGGAAGCAGGCGAAGCUUCGAACGCGCUCCAGUAAGGAUUCUGCCAGCAAAGUGCACCCUCCUAUGAGACAAGCCAGCGGCGCCAGUCUUGGAGACAAUGAUGCUGGUCUGACACAAAUGCUGGAAGAUGUCCCGCCACAGACCCAAAGCAACAGACAGGGCGAGAGCAGGACCGAGAGCAAUAGCGCCCGGGAAGAAUUAAAUGGUAUGCCGUCCCGGACAACGUCAAAUGGAGCUACCACACCUUCAUCGAACCGUCACAGUUUACGAAGAGACAUUCAUAGAACGAUUCCACAGUCAACCUCUGGUUCGUCUCUGUCUAGCAAUGCGGCACAGAACAUGCCUGUACUCCCGCCAUAUUCCGAUCCACAGCAAACUGCGCCUCGACUGGAUACUGACAUAAAAUCCCCAUCAUCAUUCCCCCAUCCACCUCCACCUCCUCCCAAACAAAUGGAUGCUUUUGCAGCCCUGCAGAGAGGUGGUGACCUGGAAAGGAGGGCAUCUCGGCGAUUUUCGAGUUAUCAAAUAUCUAAGCAUCUCGGAGCGUCUCCAAACGGCAUACCGUUAAUCCCACCUGCGCAAAACUCACCUAUUCCAAAUCGAGGUCGAGAUGAUCGAGAAUCAAUGAAUGCAGUGCAGUCACGUAAGUCGGCUCAGCAUUCCCGGCAGCGCUACCACAACCGCCAUGGGGACCUGUCUCCAAGCAAGAGUGGCACUGUGAAAGCCCCAGAGCCAAUAUCAGAAGAGAGUUCAGAAAGUUUGCAACAAGCUCCUGAUCUCCCUCCACCUACAAGACCGGAUCGUGAUGAUAGCCCCACUGUGAAGACACCGGAUGAGAUGUACGGACGUGGCGAUCUUAGCCCAAACGAAAAGCCAGCUAUUUCAGCGACGUUGAACGGUCCCCCGCCCUCCCUACCUCCUGAGCCAGCACUUUUUGUCGUCGAAGAGGAGGCUAAACCUAUCCCUUCCGAGCGUCAGCAUACGCCGAGUCCAAAACCUACAGAGUCCCUACCCAGCUCCGAGGAUAGGGUAAAGAAAGUUACACCACCCUCCCAACAGUUUGUUCCGGAAGAGUCUCCUCCGCCAGGAAAAGAGCUAACUCUGUUUCUUCAAUACAAAAGCAAAAUCAAGAAAUUUGUGUUACCCGAUGGUUACGAUGAACUCACUGUUGCACGAUUGCAGCUGGCAUUCAUUGAGAAAUUCGCCUGGAAUACCCACAACAAUGGAGUAGAUCUGCCCGAGAUCUACAUACAGGAUCCAGUCUCUGGUGUCAGGCACGAAUUGGAGGAUCUGUCCGACGUCAAAGAUCGGUCAGUGCUGGUGCUCAAUGUCGAAGUCCUUGAUGAAGUGAAAAGACAUUUCGAUGACGGCAUUGGAAACGUUCAGAAGAUGCUGGAAAGUGUUCGCAGCACUCUUGAUGGUCAAGGAUCUAUGAUGGAACGGUUUUCAAAUCGUCAGUUGGAGGCUUCCAAGGAGAUGGCUCGCAUAUCUGCAGUUCCUCGACAGGCUGUUCCCGGUGUUGGUCGUGUGCAGUCCGGUCGUUCAACCCCUGCUAAACCUCCCGCGAGCAUCUCAGAAGUACAAAGCCUUCGGCGCGACAUCGCAGCAUUGCGACAGACAUAUUCCAGCAUGUCAACGGACUUCGCUGCCUCUCUGGCCGCCAUCAGACAAAAGGGUGCCAAUGUCAAAUCAGCCGCCGCGGAUGCUGUUGUACCUACAUUCGAGGGAAACGCAGGCCGAGCGCACGUCAACAACGGCAAGAAAGUAUUGCUCCACGAUUCGGAGGCGCUUGUAAACCGUGUCGACGAUCUUUCGGAUCUCGUCGAAGACCUACGCAAAGAUGUAGUGACUCGUGGUGUGAGGCCUAGACCACGACAACUCGAGGAAGUCAGCAAAGACAUUAGCGUGACGGUCAAAGAGCUCACGAAGAUGAAGGAGUUCCUGAAACGCGAGAAACCGAUCUGGACCAAGAUCUGGGAGAAGGAACUAGAUCUGGUUUGUCAAGAGCGUGAUGAGCUGACCCAGCAAGAAGAUCUGAUGGCUGAUUUACACGGCGACCUUGAAGAUCUUUCUGGGGUGUUUAAGCUUGUUGAGGAGGCGACGAAACAGCAGAAUCUGCAGAACGCAACGCCCGGUGGCGGCAUGAGGAGCACAUCGCGCAAUUUACCAAUAGACCCAGAUAUCGAUCCACAAAGGGCCAAAGAUGGGGUGUUAGGAGAGGUCCGUGCACUCCAGCCCAACCAUGAGGACCGCUUGGAGGCCAUUCAAAGAGCGGAAAAGGCGAGGCAAAGGGAAUUGGAAGCUCGUAAAGGAGGCGAGUUCCAGCGUGAGGUAGAGAAAUUCGUAGAAGAGGGUAAACUCAAGAAGACGGGCGGUGCGGAAGAGGUAGAGCGGUUGAGGAAGGCAAAGGACGAGAAGGCAAGAAAGGAGAACUGGGAACGGGCUCAGCAGCGGCAAGCGGAAAUGGAGGCCAGAGAGGUGGAGCAGAAUGCUUCCAGUGCUGCUGCCGGAGAUGAAGAACAAGAAUCUACUGCUGAUGCCCGACCGAACGUCGCAUCAUACCCCGAAGUUCAAGACGGGACGCCAAACUCAGGCGCUGACCACGACCAACGUGCACCAUUGGAGACUGAUGGAGCAUAUGAAGGAGAACAGUCAAGCAAAGAUACUGCUGAUGUGCCUCAGGAUGAAGGAUCACAACAACAACAACAACCCGGUACGUCCUUCCUCGAUCUCCAUCCCGAGUAG
Messenger RNA from Endocarpon pusillum Z07020, 4728 nucleotides. RefSeq lists its product as uncharacterized. The transcript has 3 exons. Bases 1 to 4728 code for a protein of 1575 amino acids. Gene Ontology annotation, molecular function: cytoskeletal regulatory protein binding. Gene Ontology annotation, cellular component: cytoplasm; cell tip. Lineage: Eukaryota; Fungi; Ascomycota; Eurotiomycetes; Verrucariales; Verrucariaceae. Gene Ontology annotation, biological process: establishment of cell polarity. The record is from RefSeq and is a predicted model, not a curated record.